Molecule: messenger RNA, 1005 nt
Organism: Saccostrea cuccullata (small rock oyster)
Lineage: Eukaryota; Metazoa; Mollusca; Bivalvia; Ostreida; Ostreidae
Exons: 3
Coding region: 154-924 (256 amino acids)
Source: RefSeq, a predicted model, not a curated record
UUAAUUAGCACCUUGACAAGACACCAUUUCAUUACAAUUCAAGAGUGACGAAGAUUUAACAACAAAAAGCGACAACUUCCAAACUUCAGCUAGUUUUCAUUGUCUAGUCCAGGGGAAAACAAAUACUUGUUGAAUCUUCAGUAUAUUUUAAACAUGCUAAAAUACAUAGCUACAAUUCUCUUUGGAUGUUUUAUACUUGGGGACUGUGCUACACCGCUCAUGAAGAAACGUUUAACACAGGAGCAAUGUAAACAAAAAGUUGUCGGAAUGAAGGCAAGACCACAGUCUUCCUACGUCAAUGUCAAUCCAACGUGUGAUCUCGGGAAAGUCUCGGUCAUGUAUUCACGUAGGGACCUUCAACUCUCGUUCUGGCGAGAUUAUCCCUACCAGGUUUGUUUGGUAGAGUUGAAACGUUAUGAGGUUCUCCGAGCCUGGGACGUCUCUUCACAACAAAUCCAGCCCAUCAGAGACGGAAAUGACGUCUGCUUCCAAAACAGAAAUCCAAAUGGUGGAACAAUAAAUGUUCUUCUAAAACCGAAAGGAUUCACCUACAUUUCUGAAGUUUACUAUGAAAUCCAAAGACUACAAACUUCCGAUUCAUUCUCUGCCGUCUCUCCCUCCCGUGACCGAGGUCCAAUACCGAACACGACUCCUCGGCCGGAGAGGAGGUUCAGCCUAUUCCGGGAUGUCAUCACACCAGUACCAAGAAUUCCCGAUCUACGCAUGCGUCGUCCCUUCGUUUUCCCUAGCCCAGUUCCUUCGCCAAGCCCGUUGCCAUUAUCCAGACGAUGGUUUCUCGGACAACUUCCCAGAUUUACAAACAGAAUGCGAGAGGAUACGAGAAGAAUUAGGGGUAAUGAUAUGCUAGACAGAGACAAUUUCCAAUUUAGACGAGACUUACAGAGAUUGUUGGGACAAUUAUAAAAAGAGUAGUGGACAAAUACUAUAAUGAUGUGAAAAAAGUGUAUUUAAAUGUUGUUUUGAAAUAAAGAAUCUUCAAAUAUA